This is a messenger RNA of Paramacrobiotus metropolitanus, 2802 nucleotides long. RefSeq lists its product as uncharacterized. The coding region runs from base 407 to 2212 and encodes 601 amino acids. Lineage: Eukaryota; Metazoa; Tardigrada; Eutardigrada; Parachela; Macrobiotidae. The record is from RefSeq and is a predicted model, not a curated record. The transcript has 4 exons.
UAGCGCACUGCAGGCACUUUUUCCAGCUUUCCCCGCAUUGGGUUUUCUGUUGGUUUUUGUGUUGUUGUUGCUUUAUUGUUAUCACAAUAAAGGCUAUUUGCCCCAUUUUCCAUCUGCUUCUGUGUCUGAUCUGACAAUCUGGUGACUGCAAGCCGGUUUCGAGCAGGAUCUGAAGAAAAUUGAACAAGAUUUUUCUCACUUCAGCCAAAAAUUACCUCGAGCAACUAACAGCUACUCAACAUCGUGUUUAGCCACUGUGUCUGUAGCAUUAUAAAAGCGCUCAAGUGCCGGUUAUAUCACAGCAUGUUGGAAUAUCGCUUCCGUACCAUCUAUGUAUGCCACGACGCAGUAUUUAAUGGCGCUGAAAAUUAUAUACGCGAUCUAAUCGAAAUCUCCUGAAGCCGCUAUGAUGGAUAUUUGCUGGUUACUGCUUGCCACGCUGUUUUUCCAUGGAAUUCUGGCAGCAGACGAUGAUUUUAUUUGGAAGGCGGUCCCUCCUCCGGUUCCAUUUCCGGUAUUCUCCGCUGAGCCAAUGGCACACGAGCAGUGCCGUCUGCAGUACACCACCAACUGUUAUUCGCGGGAGUAUCCGCUGAGCUGGUGCAUCCAAAGCCCGGUACUGAACAUCAACUGCAACAGCAACGCCACCUCACAAGAGAUUCAGCAAAUGGCAGUGACGUUCGCCCAGCCGCCCCUGCGACCGGUUCUGGUGGACCUUGAUGAUGGCGAGCUAGUAACUAGUGAGAACGUGGCUGCUGUUCGAAACCAAGUCAUCCUCUUAAGCUUGUCCAACUGUGUAUCCCCUCGCACUACCGGCAAAUUGUCGUCGUUGCGUUUCCCCAAUCUUCUAGAUUUGUCGUUAAAUAGCUGUUACAACUUAAAAAUUCGGAGAUCAGAUUUUUGGCAGUCGAUGAAAUUACGUGUUAUAGAAUUUUUCAACGGAACAAUUCAGUCAUUGGAGAAAGAUACAUUCGCUGACCUUCCCGCCCUUCGAGUCCUAUCACUGGAAGCAGGAAUGGCUUCUAUUCCGACAUUCAGUCCCGAGAUUCGAUCGUACUUAAAGGAGCUACAUUGUGGCAUGGCGUUUGAAUGGUUCCGCCGAUGGUGGGACAACAAACACCUGUUGAAAAAAGCUAAUUACAGUGAAGUGUACCAAAUGUAUCCGUCUGCUUGGGGAAACCAUGCAAUUAAUGAAAGCGAAAUGUACCUGCCUAUUGACUGUGCAGCUAAACCAUUUCCAACUGGAGCGCCUUCUAUCGAUUUCAACCAAGAGCGCUUCUCUGUUAACGAUGACCUUUAUGGGGAGAAAUGGUUACCCGGUGACGUUGAAGACGCCGAAGACCGGUAUCCGGAAUUUUCCAUACAACCGUUUACCGCCGAAGAAUGUGCCGUUCAGCAACUAAGCUACUGCCACCCAUUGACAUGUGGAGAAACUUUUAUUCAGGGAUACCUCACAUAUAGACUUUCGUUUACUACGGACACCGGCUGCUAUGCCAACGUCUCCGGUUCAGAGCGCAUCCAGCGCGCGGUGAACUCUAUUAUGCGCUUGCCGAUUCGGCCUGUCAUCCUCGAAGUACACCACAGGGCUCCUCUACUAUUCGCAGAUGUGGCUCCAGUACGCAAACGUAUUAUUCAGUUCCAUCUGUACGAUGACUCGAAACGAGCUACCGCACAGAUACUUGAUUUAUACUUGACGAACAUCGUAGAAUUUAUGGCCUUCCACUGUUCCGAUCUGGGUAUCAAGAAAACUGAUUUUGAAAGGUCAAGAAAGCUCCGACAGGUUCUGUUCUAUAAUACGACAAUUCAAACGUUGGAAGCAGGGACUUUCACCGAUUUACCGUCGCUAAAUUUUCUCUCACUGGAAUUCAAUCUGAGAAGAAUGCACACGUUCGAGGAAAUUCGAGCUUAUGAUGAAUGGUGGCUGCGGCCGGUAAUGUUCUCACAACGAACGCGCGAUUAUCUGUUUCACCUGCACUGCAGUUGUGAGUUUGCUUGGUUUCGGCGAUGGUGGAAUAGCAAUAAUACUGUGAGAUUAUCCCCGGCCGUUGAAAACGACGAAAUCGUGUCUGUAAUGCGUGUUCCCUACUCCGAAUACUUAUUUUACCAGGCUGAACAAGUCCCCAUCGACUGUGCACACCCAAUUCCACUGGGAUCGGAAUACGUAAAUGUUAAUCAAACAGAAUUUUCUGUUAACGAGCCAGUUUGUCUUUAGCUUCUUUUUGGGUAGUAGCUAUCAGCUUGCUUUCUUAACGCUCUUUAGUCCGUCGAUCUUAUCAUAUUCUGGAAUCGGCGCCCUAUCAUUUUGAAUCUGGGUAACGCUUAGUUUGCAUUAAUUCGGACCACAUUAUUACGUUGCCAUGACGAUACGAGAAAAUUAAUAUAGCCUUUUUACUUCUUAUCGCUUGCAGCCUUGCACGACACACUAUACUGUGAGCUGUUUGCACGGUGAUCAAGAAAUGACCCUAAAUAGACUGUGAAAGCUGGGAGCCCGGUGCGAAAUACAGUUGGAUGUUGUUGAAAGCGGAUCGAUAUGAUCACCGGUGUUUUUUGAGGUCCGUAUUAUAGUUUUUCGUCUUAGUUACGUAGAACUUUCGUGCCAAAUCUAGCGCCCAUAUUACAGUAAUCAUAACAGCUAUGUACGUCGAAAGUUGUAACAAGCGUUAUACAGCAUCUGGAUGUGAGCUAUGGUGCUGCAGUUGGUAAUAUCGAUUCAGUUUAUCAAACUUGAUAAUAUUUCCGCUCUGGAUGGCUGAUUCAGCUGUAAUAGUAAGUUCUGGAGUUAGGUACGAAAUGACUAAUUCA